AAGAAAUACUAAAAUAUAAAUAGCUAUUCUUAAUUGAAAAUAAUAAUAAGUAUUCAAAUUACUAGUAUGUUUUGCCUUUUUAAUUAUUGAAAAAUAAACUAAUGAAAAAAAUCAUACUUAUUAUUGGACGGUUGAAAUAAUCAAGUUGGUGCUACUGGUGUUAUGCAUUUUGGCUUAUUUCAAUAUUAUUUGAUUUUCAUUUUUAUAAAGCUAAACUAAUCUAAAAAAGUUAAACAUAAACAAACGUUUAUAAUAAAUCUUAUUCUUGUAUCCAAUUUUAUCGUCAUGUCACGAUAUACAAUCAAUAUUUUUAAAAAUUACUUUAGUGCAAGAUAUGAAGUCCCCAGAAAAAGAAUCCAAACAACCGGAUUUUUUCGAAAUGUGUCUGGAGAACAAGGUAUAGCUACUUUUAAAGAAGUUAAAGAGGCAACAAAUAACCCUAACAUUAUUGUCAUUGAUGUGAGAGAGCCCUCAGAACUGAAACAGACAGGAGUUAUACCUGGUAGCAUUAAUAUUCCAUUGAAUCAGUUGGUUAAAGUAUUUAAAACCAUGAAUGAAGAACAGUUUAAAAAAAGUUUUGGGCGUCCAAAACCAUCUUUUGAUUUUCCUAUUAUUUUUACAUGUAAAUCAGGUAAUCGUGCAGGAAAAGCAACUGAACAAAUUCGUGGAUUAGGAUAUAAAAAGAGGAUGGCUAGAAUGGGAGGCAAAAAAUGGGAAAUAACUAACAAUAGGUGCUCAAAAGACAGUCUAGUGAAUAAAGUAGAAGACGCUUUUAAAAGUUUAAAGGAUGACGAAUUUCAAAAAGUAUAUGGACUUCCAAAACCGACAACUGAUUCUUCAAUUAUUUUUUCAUGCCUUUUAGGAAAGCGUUCUCAAAUCGCAUUAGAAACAAUUCAAAAAUUGGGAUUUAAAAAGGUUCGUAAUUUUAAAGGUGGAUGGCAGGAAUGGGAAGCAAAAACAAAUAAAAUCUAAAUACUUUAAUAAGUACCUAUUAAUUACACAUAUUACACUGAUGAUUAUAAUUAAAUGCAAACUAGAUUAUAACUUGGAUUUAUAAAAUAAAACAUUAAAUUAUUGUUCAUCUUUG
Agrilus planipennis (emerald ash borer) is the source of this 1087-nucleotide messenger RNA. RefSeq names its product rhodanese domain-containing protein CG4456-like. The record is from RefSeq and is a predicted model, not a curated record. The transcript is spliced from 6 exons. Gene Ontology annotation, molecular function: thiosulfate-cyanide sulfurtransferase activity. Bases 286 to 972 code for a protein of 228 amino acids. NCBI's taxonomy places the organism in Eukaryota, Metazoa, Arthropoda, Insecta, Coleoptera, Buprestidae. Gene Ontology annotation, cellular component: mitochondrion.